Messenger RNA from Orbicella faveolata, 2526 nucleotides. RefSeq lists its product as uncharacterized. Gene Ontology annotation, molecular function: protein binding; transcription cis-regulatory region binding. The record is from RefSeq and is a predicted model, not a curated record. Gene Ontology annotation, cellular component: nucleus. Gene Ontology annotation, biological process: positive regulation of transcription by RNA polymerase II. Lineage: Eukaryota; Metazoa; Cnidaria; Anthozoa; Scleractinia; Merulinidae.
GGACGAAACUUUGGGUGACGCGUGAUAAGCAAAUACCCGAAUUUAAAGUGGGAAAAGUUAACAAUAGCUAAAAUUAUAUGCUACGUGAAUCAUGUUACUUCCCUCUCCUGAGCAAGAGGGUUUCAAAGCUGCUUGAAUUUUUUCUAGUCUGUUCCAGGCGGUCGUAUAGUCGGGGAGCAGCGCAAAAAACACGGCGAGAGGAAAAUACUGUGCUCAACUAAACGGAAGUCUUGACAGCCUAUGAGUUGUACUCCUCAACCACAACUAAAUACUUUGUAGAGGAAAGCUUGAAAUUUUAACCACUGCUUUUGUUAAAAGUGGGUUGGUUUUAAGGGUCAUCCUUCCACAACAUAUGGUGGUCUGACGCAACCUUUCGCUCGGGGAGGGAGAAGCGGGACGUUUUUACUUCCUGUCCAAAUAUUAAAAUUUUCGAUCCCCGUACGUCAUCUGUUCAGUUCACAUAAUUUGAAAGGAGUGGCAAUCCUCUCUAGGCAAAAAGAUGGCGACUGGUACAUUUACCCACAGUUUUUAGCGCAACCCAGGCUACUCAAUGACCUUUGUACAGGGACAAAUAUAAACAUUUGGCUUUCUUAGUGCCUUAUAGGCUGUGUUAAGUUUGCAAGGCAUUGUAGUAAAAUGAACAGCCGCCAUCUUUUUUCCUACGGUGGAUUGUGAACGAUAAGGGACCCGACGUGGGAAAGUUGGCCUUUUUAUUCCAAAACAUCUCUUGUCAAUCCCUUUAGGAUCUCCUCACCGGCAGCGAUGCCCCUAACAAUCUCAAGCUUAUAAAAGACCCCCCCUUCCUUGCCAAUACCCUAAAACGCUAGCCCGUUAGUACACUUGCAGAAGGCAAGAGGACCUUUUCGCGCCGGAAGUCUGGGCUGAUAUCGGGUGUACUCGGGGGACUGGGCUAAAGUACCAAAAUGGCGGCUGAUUGAUUCAACUAUGGAUCGACUCUCAUCUCUGGCUUUCGAGGCUGUCUGUACGCCGCAUAAUAAUAAUAAUGGAUGUAGCGUACUACACGCUGCAUGCAUUGAAAGGGACGUUACUACAUGUAAAACUAUUCUUUGUUGUAGUCCAAGCAAACUGGACACGGCAAUAGCCUUGAGGGUAAAGAUGGCAAAGAACUCCAAAGCCACGUGUGACACUUCUGUAACAGCAAGAGAUCUUGUCAAAGGUAACAACGACGCUCCAGAAUUGUUAAAAAUUAUCGAGAGUGCCGACAAGAACACACAGCAAUUGUCACUCGUGCUUGAAGCGGCACGUAAAGGUAGUGUUAGACACGUCAAAAGAGUUUUAAAGAUGGGGGAAAGUAUUGACGAACCUUCGCCAUUCCGAGACGAUGGAUCGGCCACGCCUCUGUUACUUGCUGCAGCCUCUAAUUCAUGUCGAGUUGUACGAUUUCUGGUUGAAAAUGGAGCAGACGUUAAUGGAAAAGACAGAGGUAGGAGAGGAGUUCUCCAUUACGCAGCAAUGGGAGGAAACAAAGACACAGUCUUGUAUCUUCUCCGCUUGGGUGUUCCUGUCGACUGUAAAUCGACUUGGGGAAAGAGUGCGUUACACAUGGCAGCUGGUAAGGGUUACGCUGAAAUUGUAGGCAUUCUCACUCAAAAUGGAGCUGAUCUCCAAUCUUCUACCGGAUUUGGAGACACGCCUCUCUUACUUGCUGCAGAAGAAGGUCAUGUUUUAUGCGUAAAGGCACUUGAGCAAAAUGGUAGCAGUGUAAAUGUCUCAAACAUGGCCCUUUACACCCCACUUCACAACGCAGCCAAGGAAGGAUACAGAGAAGUUGUGAGUUACCUUCUACGAAGUGGGAGUCGUGUUGAUACUACAUCUGCUAAAGGAGAAACACCUUUGAGCUUAGCAGUGAGAAAAAUUAAUAACAAAGACACCGUUGCAUUAUUACUUUUGUAUGGCAGUAGUCUUAACUUGUGUGAUCGAUAUGGACGAACACCUCUUCACUAUGCUGUAGAAAAGGAAGUCGCUGAACUUUUAGUUGAGAAGGGUGCUGACCUUCAUGUUAGAGACUUUGAGGGGAAAACACCACUGUUCUUAGCAGCAUUAGAUGGUUAUGAAAAAGUUGUUGAGUUCCUUAUCGAAAAAGGAAGUACUAUAAACAUGUCUAGUGGUUCAGGUGACACGCCCCUCCAUGAGGCAGCAAUCAGGGGGCAUGUCAACAUAGCCCAACUAUUGCUACAACAUGGAGCUAACAUUAAUGCAAGGAGAAUGACAGGGGAAACUCCACUCUUUCUUGCUAUCAUAGCUUGCAAGUUUGAAAUGAAGCAACUCUUAAUUUCAUCUGGUGCUGUUAUGAACAUUUCGACUUUUGAAGUUCAAGAGGCUUAAGGUAGCCAAUAAAUAUAAUAAAUUGGAAACAUGUCCUUUGUUUCUUUAGAGUUACUGAAAAAAAAAAUUGAAGUCUGGAAGAAUAAACCAAUGUUGGAGUUCCAUUGUCCUGAAAUUAACCCAGUAAAACUAUAGACAGAAUUACUUCAUUUUUCAAUAAAUAAUCCCAACUUGAAUAAA